AUUCCUGCCUAGUGCCUGUUGGUAGGCGCCUGCUUGGUGUCGGGUCCCGGGCUGUUGUAGGAGGCUGUGGCUGAAGCAGGGGUUAGGGACAGACGGUGUAGCAGAGGAGACACCAUGGACGAUCAGGGCUGCCCUAGGUGCAAGACCACCAAAUACCGGAACCCUUCCUUGAAGCUGAUGGUGAACGUGUGCGGGCACACUCUGUGUGAAAGCUGUGUGGAUUUACUGUUUGUGAGAGGAGCUGGGAACUGCCCUGAGUGUGGCACUCCACUCAGAAAGAGCAACUUCAGGGUACAGCUCUUUGAAGAUCCCACUGUUGACAAAGAGGUUGAGAUUCGCAAAAAGGUGCUGAAGAUAUACAAUAAAAGGGAAGAAGAUUUUCCUAGUCUAAGAGAAUAUAAUGAUUUCCUAGAAGAAGUGGAAGAAAUUGUCUUCAAUUUGACCAACAAUGUGGAUUUGGACAACACCAAAAAGAAAAUGGAGAUAUACCAAAAGGAAAACAAAGAUGUCAUUCAGAAAAAUAAAUUAAAGCUGACUCGGGAACAGGAAGAAUUGGAGGAAGCAUUAGAGGUAGAACGUCAGGAAAAUGAACAAAGAAGACUAUUUAUACAAAAGGAAGAACAACUGCAGCAGAUUCUCAAAAGGAAGAAUAAGCAGGCAUUUUUAGAUGAACUGGAGAGCUCUGAUCUCCCCGUUGCUCUGCUUUUGGCUCAGCAUAAAGAUAGAUCUACACAACUGGAAAUGCAGCUGGAGAAACCUAAGUCUAUGAAACCAGUGACAUUUUCCACAGGCAUUAAAAUGGGUCAACAAAUUUCAUUAGCACCAAUUCAUAAACUUGAAGAAGCUCUGUAUGAAUACCAACCACUGCAAAUAGAGACAAGUGGACCACAAGUUCCCGAGCCUGAGAUGUUAGGAAGACUUGGGUAUUUAAACCACGUCAGAGCUGCCUCUCCACAGGACCUUGCUGGUGGCUACACGUCUUCUCUUGCUUGCCACAGAGCACUACAGGAUGCAUUCAGUGGGCUUUUCUGGCAGCCCAGUUAACUCAUAUUUCUCUAUAAGAUUUGGACCUUGGAGCCAAACUAAGGGGCUAGAAAAGUAAAGCAGAUUUGUAAAAUCACAGCCAUAUGCAGCUGCACCAUGGCACUGUCUCUAGCUGCUGUGCUUAGGCAUCUGUAACAUUCAGAACUAAGUUGAGAAAUAUGGGGGCGAAGAAUUCUGUUCUUCAGAGACAUAUUGAAGCAUUGAGCCUCAUCUGACUGAAAAGAAAUAAUUUGCCUAUGUAUGGAGUUGACAGACUUAUAAAAUCUUUUUUAAAAUAAAGCUUGACUUUAUAGUA
Messenger RNA from Nannospalax galili (Upper Galilee mountains blind mole rat), 1339 nucleotides. It is a transcript of the gene Mnat1, whose product is annotated as MNAT1 component of CDK activating kinase. The transcript is spliced from 8 exons. The record is from RefSeq and is a predicted model, not a curated record. Gene Ontology annotation, biological process: regulation of transcription by RNA polymerase II; positive regulation of cyclin-dependent protein serine/threonine kinase activity; nucleotide-excision repair. Gene Ontology annotation, cellular component: transcription factor TFIIH holo complex. NCBI's taxonomy places the organism in Eukaryota, Metazoa, Chordata, Mammalia, Rodentia, Spalacidae. Gene Ontology annotation, molecular function: cyclin-dependent protein serine/threonine kinase activator activity. The coding region runs from base 115 to 1044 and encodes 309 amino acids.